AUGGAGAAGAAGAACUUCACCACCCCAGUGACAGAAUUUGUCCUCUUGGGCCUCACUCAGAGACCUGAGCUGCAGUCAUUCCUUUAUGUGACUUUCUUCAUAGUCUACAUAAACACCUGGCUGGGAAACUUCAUUAUUAUCACCACUGUGAUCUCUGACUAUCAGCUCCACACCUCCAUGUAUAUCCUGCUGCCCAUCUUGGCUUUCCUAGAUAUCAGCAAAUCAUCAGUCAGUACUCCAAAAUUACUCUCAGAUCUCCUCUCACAGCAUAAAACCAUCUCAUUCAAUGAAUGCAUCCUUCAGAUGUUUUUCUUCCACUUCUUUGCUGGCACUAUGGGGUUUUGCCUUGUGGGGAUGGUGGUCGAUUGGUAUGUGGCCAUCUAUAAACCACUGCAAUACUUGACUAUCGUGAAUCGGGGUAUAUGCAUGAGGAUAGUGGCACUGGCGUGGCUGGUUGGAUUGGUUCACUCUGCUAUUCGGACUGGACUGCUCCUCCAGUUACCGUUCUGUGGUCCAAACAUCCUGGACAAUUUCUACUGCGAUGUCCCACAAGUCAUCAAACUGGCCUGCACCAACACUCACUUGGCUGAAAUGCAGAUGAAUUUCAACAGUGGGUUAGUGAUCAUAAUAUUAUUCAUUAUUCUGCUUAUUUCUUACACCAUCAUCUUAAUCAAGAUCAGGACACAUGUCACGGAAGGGAAGCACAAGGCUUUGUCCACCUGUGGAACCCAGAUCACUGUGAUGUGUUUGCAAUUUAUACCCAGCAUCUUUAUCUAUGCUUUGCCCAUCAAGCAGUUCGCCCUGCAUAAAGUUGUCUCUGUCAUUUACUUUGUAAUCACCCCAAUGCUGAACCCGAUGGUCUACACCCUGAGAAACGCUGAGAUGAAGAAGGCCAUCAGGAGACUAUUGAACAGAAUGCUGUUCUCACGGUGGGAAAGACAGACAUAG
Gopherus flavomarginatus (Mexican gopher tortoise) is the source of this 948-nucleotide messenger RNA. Its product is annotated as olfactory receptor 4D1-like. Gene Ontology annotation, cellular component: membrane. Bases 1 to 948 code for a protein of 315 amino acids. The record is from RefSeq and is a predicted model, not a curated record. The transcript has a single exon. Gene Ontology annotation, molecular function: olfactory receptor activity. NCBI's taxonomy places the organism in Eukaryota, Metazoa, Chordata, Testudines, Testudinidae. Gene Ontology annotation, biological process: G protein-coupled receptor signaling pathway.